Molecule: messenger RNA, 700 nt
Organism: Cylicostephanus goldi
Lineage: Eukaryota; Metazoa; Nematoda; Chromadorea; Rhabditida; Strongylidae
Source: the annotation of a GenBank genome assembly
UAUAGAGGCAGUUCCGGAGAGUUGGAGUGUUGCAUAUGCAUCUGAUCCAACUGAAUGGGAACGCAAAUUUGACGAGUGUUGGGAUGAUGCAGAGAAAAUUCUGGAUAAGAAAGAAUGUAGUCCCGAACACGAUAUUACUUACAACGAGAUGACUCAGCUGAUAGCUCAGCUGACUCGUAUGUGCCAGCUGCUGAUGAUGGAAGUAAAUGCGCAACCAGAGCCAGCUAUCGGCCCAAUACUUGACCGUUACUUCACACAACAGAUCGUGGAACGAGUGCUUGAUUGGGCCAUUCAGGUUCCGGAUUUUUUGAAGCCAACAUGCCAGCUGGCUCUCAUCCGCAUCUAUGAGCUAAUUAUUUCUGAGAGUCAUACCCAAAACCAUUGCUUGCUGGUACAUAAACCGAUAUUGAAUCCUCUUUUGAGGUUGUUUGAAUGGUGCCAGCGUGCAGAUGGACUGCGGCCUCACAAACUGGGACACCCAUCUGCCACUGAGAAACACUUUGUAGUUUUACUGAAUCAGAUCUGUACAAAAUUAGCCGAGGAUCGAACACUUCUCCAUUUUUUCUUUUCUUGUACUGAUGGCGCUGACCAGUUUAUAGUCUUCUCCUUGCUUAUUCCAUUUCUUUAUGAGCAGGUAUCUAUCGAUUUGAAUAUCGUUGCACCAUCUCAUAUGCCUUGCUUUAUUUUCAGAACGAUGUAG